AUGGCGCCUCCCGUGCGCCCGGGGAUGCCGCCCCUGCUGCUGCUGCUGUUGCUGCUGCUGCUGCCGCCGCUCGGCUCGGUUCCAGGAGUGUGGAGCUUUAGCGAACUGUUUUUCAUGAGAGAACCACAGGAUGUGACUGUCACAAGGAAAGACCCGGUCCUUUUAGAUUGCCAGGCUCAUGGAGAAGGUCCCAUUAAGGUCACGUGGUUAAAAAAUGGAGCAAAAUUGUCCGAAAAUAAACGGAUCCAGGUUCUCUCUAACGGCUCUUUGUACAUGAGUGAGGUGGAAGGCAGGCGAGGAGAGCAGUCGGAUGAAGGAUUUUAUCAGUGCUUGGCAGUCAACAAAUACGGAGCCAUUCUUAGUCAGAAAGCUCAUCUGACGUUGUCAACCAUUUCUGCGUUUGAAGUCCAUCCAGUUUCUACUGAAGUCCAGGAAGGGGGCGUUGCUAGAUUUUCUUGCAAGAUUUCAUCAAACCCCCCUGCCGUCAUAACAUGGGAGUUUAAUAGGACAACCCUGCCUAUAACCAUGGACAGGGUGACUGCCCUGCCAUCCGGAGUAUUGCAGAUCUAUGAUGCUGGCCCGGAGGAUGCUGGGAAUUACCGCUGUGUUGCGGCGACUGUAGCUCAUAAGCGUAAAAGCAUGGAGGCCUCUCUCACCAUAAUUCCAGCUAAUGAGUCCAGACCCUUCUACAUGCCGACCAUUAUAGCCGGUCCACAGAAUGUAACUGUGUCUCUGCAUCAGACCGUCGUUCUAGAAUGCAUGGCCACAGGAUAUCCCAAACCUAUCAUUUCCUGGAGCCGUCUUGAUCACAAAUCCAUUGAUGUCUUUAACACUCGGGUACUUGGAAAUGGCAACCUCAUAAUAUCAGACGUCAAGCUACAGCAUACUGGAGUGUAUGUUUGUCGGGCCACCACCCCUGGCACUCGCAACUUCACAGUUGCCAUGGCAACUUUAACUGUAUUAGCUCCUCCUUCAUUUGUCGAAUGGCCUGAAAGUUUAACAAGACCACGAGCUGGUACUGCACGGUUUGUGUGUCAGGCGGAGGGAAUCCCCUCACCCAAAAUGUCCUGGUUGAAAAAUGGAAGAAGGAUACAUUCAAACGGCAGGAUUAAAAUGUACAACAGCAAAUUGGUAAUUAACCAGAUUAUCCCUGAAGAUGAUGCUUUUUAUCAGUGCAUGGCCGAAAACAGCCAAGGCUCUGCUCUGUCUCGAGCCAGACUGACCGUGGUCAUGUCGGAAGACAGACCCAGCGCUCCAUACAACGUUCAUGCCGAAACCAUGUCGAGCUCCGCCAUCCUUCUCGCUUGGGAGAGGCCACUGUACAACUCAGACAAGGUCAUCGCCUACUCUGUGCACUACAUGAGAGCAGAAGGCUUAAAUAAUGAGGAGUAUCAGGUGGUCCUUGGAAACGACACAACUCAUUACAUCAUCGAUGACUUAGAACCGGCCAGCAACUACACCUUCUACAUCGUGGCGUACAUGCCGAUGGGAGCCAGCCAGAUGUCGGACCAUGUGACCCAGAACACUCUAGAGGAUGUGCCCCUGAGACCUCCCGAAAUUAGCUUGACGAGCCGAAGUCCCACCGACAUUCUCGUCUCCUGGCUGCCCAUCCCGGCCAAGUACCGGCGGGGCCAAGUGGUGCUGUAUCGGCUGUCCUUCCGCCUGAGCACUGAGAAUUCCAUCCAAGUUGUGGAGCUCCCAGGGACUGUGCACGAGUACCUCCUGGAAGGCCUGAAGCCUGAUAGUGUCUAUCUGGUCCGGAUUACUGCUGCCACCCGCGUGGGGCUGGGAGAGUCAUCGGUGUGGACCUCACACAGGACGCCCAAAGCCACGAGCGUGAAAGCCCCUAAGUCUCCUGAACUGCAUUUGGAACCCCUGAACUGUACGACCAUCUCCGUGAGGUGGCUGCAAGACACUGAGGACCCAGCUGCCAUUCAGGGCUACAAGCUGUUUUAUAAAGAGGAAGGGCAGCAGGAGAAUGGACCUAUUUUCCUAGACACCGGCGACCUGCUGUAUACGCUGAGUGGCUUGGACCCCAGAAGAAAAUACCACGUGAGGCUGCUGGCGUACAACCACAUGGAAGACGGCUACCAGGCUGACCAAACCGUUAGCACUCCCAGAUGCGUGUCUGUUCGUGAUCGCAUGGUCCCUCCGCCGCCGCCGCCCCACCAUCUCUAUGCGAAGGCUAACACCUCCUCUUCCAUCUUCCUGCACUGGAGGAGGCCUGCGUUUACCACGGCCCAAGUCAUUAACUACACCAUCCGCUGUAACCCUGUGGGCCUGCAGAACGCCUCUCUGGUUCUCUACCUGCAAACGUCAGAGACCCACAUGUUGGUUCAAGGACUGGAACCAAACACCAAGUAUGAAUUCGCUGUCCGGCUGCAUGUGGAUCAGCUCUCCAGUCCCUGGAGCCCCGUGGUCUACCAUUCCACACUCCCAGAAGCACCCACAGGCCCCCCGGUGGGGGUGAAGGUGACCCUGAUCGAGGACGACACUGCCCUUGUUUCCUGGAAACCCCCAGACGGCCCAGAGACAGUUGUGACCCGCUACACCAUCUUGUACGCUUCCAGGAAGGCCUGGAUUGCGGGCGAGUGGCAGGUCCUCCACCGAGAAGGGGCAAUCACCAUGGCUCUCCUGGAAAACCUGGUGGCGGGGAACGUGUACAUUGUCAAGAUAUCUGCAUCCAAUGAGGUGGGAGAAGGGCCCUUUUCCAAUUCCGUGGAGCUGGUUGUCCUGCCCAAGGACACUUCAGAAUCAAACCAGAGACCCAAGCGUUUGGAUGCUUCUGAUGCCAAAGUUUAUUCAGGCUAUUACCAUCUGGACCAGAAGUCAAUGACCGGUAUCGCCGUAGGCGUUGGCAUAGCCUUGACCUGCAUCCUCAUCUGUGUUCUCAUCUUGGUAUACCGAAGCAAAGCCAGGAAGUCAUCUGCCUCCAAGACGGCACAGAACAGAACCCAGCCGUUAUCCCGUGCCAGUGCUUCUGGGGCCUCGGGGAGUGACGUGGGGAAGAGCCUGGAGAGGGCGACAGAGAAUGAAGAGUCCUUGGUACCCAUGAUGCCCAGCAGCUUCAUCGAUGCGAAGGGAGGGACUGAUCUGAUCAUCAAUAGCUAUGGUCCUAUAACUAAAAACACCACCAAGAAAAAGUGGCUUUUUUUCCAAGACACCAAGAAGAUGAAAGUUGAACAGACUCCAAGAAGAUUUACUCAGCCCGUCUGCUUUUACCAGCCAGGCACCACCGUGCUCAUCAGCAAUGAGGACUCCCCCAGCCCCCCAGGCCAGACCACCGGCUUCCCAAGACCCUUUGGGGCUGCCCUCGACACUGAGCAUUCGGCAAACAGUGAAGGCAGCCAUGAGACAGGGGAUUCUGGAAGGUUCUCCCACGAGUCCAAUGAUGAGAUACACCUGUCCUCGGUCAUCAGCGGCACACCCCCCACCUCCAAUUCCCUCGCCGGUGGUGAUGCUGAUGGAGCUGGUGUGCUGAAGAAUCAUGGAGACCCUGCGGAGCCCUUGCCAGAUGAGCAGACUUCUGGGCCUCGCUCUGCUGCCGAGGGGUUUCCCAUCUAG
This is a messenger RNA of Peromyscus eremicus (cactus mouse), 3564 nucleotides long. It is a transcript of the gene Prtg, whose product is annotated as protogenin. The coding region runs from base 1 to 3564 and encodes 1187 amino acids. Lineage: Eukaryota; Metazoa; Chordata; Mammalia; Rodentia; Cricetidae. Gene Ontology annotation, cellular component: plasma membrane; axon. The transcript has 20 exons. Gene Ontology annotation, biological process: axon guidance; cell-cell adhesion. The record is from RefSeq and is a predicted model, not a curated record. Gene Ontology annotation, molecular function: protein binding.